Chelmon rostratus (copperband butterflyfish) is the source of this 843-nucleotide messenger RNA. RefSeq names its product T cell immunoglobulin and mucin domain containing 4 (gene timd4). The transcript has 8 exons. The record is from RefSeq and is a predicted model, not a curated record. The coding region runs from base 1 to 801 and encodes 266 amino acids. Lineage: Eukaryota; Metazoa; Chordata; Actinopteri; Chaetodontiformes; Chaetodontidae.
AUGGCUGCCGUCUCGCCUCGCUGCUGUGGAACGCCUCAGACCUUCAUCAUCGUCCUCUUCGUCCUGUCAGGAGGACACUUUUCGUCUGUUUCCUGUUUUAAAGUGGCGGAGGGCGGCGUGGCCUCUCUGUCCUGUCAGUACUCUGUGAAGCGAUUUGGUCUGAGUCGGGUCUGCUGGGGCCGCGGCUGCGGGACCUUCUGGUGCAACAACAUCCUGGUGCAGACGGACGAGAACGGCGUCAUCUCCAAGGUGGAGGACAGGUACAGGCUGACGGGGGACGUCCUUGACGGACAGAUGGACCUGGACAUCCUGAAUGUGAGGCGGACGGACAGCGGGCCGUACUGCUGCAGGGUGGACAUCGACGGGAUCUUCAACGACAAGAAGGUGAUCAUGAACCUGAGAGUGGUGAAAGCUCUGGUCACCAGAUCUCCUCCAACAACAACCAUGACAGCAACAGCCAGUCGAGUCACUGAGCCAUGGACGUCCACAGUGAACUGGAAAUCCCUGCUGUCGUCUCAGCUGGACCUGCUGAGGAAGAACUCCACCCUGCUGCGCUCCGACACCAUCACUGUGGAGGACUCUCUACCUGCUCUCUCCCUUCAGAUCAAUGUUCCCGUCCUCUCUCUCUCCCUCAGUGUGUUGCUGAUCUUGGCGGCAGUUUUUCUCUUCCUGGCCUUCAAACGUGGAAUAUACAGAAGAGCCUUGAAGACUGGCUGUUUCUCCUCUGAGGAACCUCCUCACAUCAUCUAUGAGAUCCGGAUGAGAAGACCAGUACAAGAGAACAUCUACACACUGGACUAGAAAGCCUUGUUCAUACCUGGACCACAGAUGAACUGGUUUUCC